This is a messenger RNA of Xiphophorus couchianus (Monterrey platyfish), 1071 nucleotides long. RefSeq names its product neuritin 1a (gene nrn1a). Gene Ontology annotation, biological process: nervous system development; neuron projection extension. Gene Ontology annotation, cellular component: plasma membrane. The record is from RefSeq and is a predicted model, not a curated record. The coding region runs from base 320 to 742 and encodes 140 amino acids. NCBI's taxonomy places the organism in Eukaryota, Metazoa, Chordata, Actinopteri, Cyprinodontiformes, Poeciliidae. The transcript is spliced from 3 exons.
GGAGGGAUGGAUGGAUGGAGGAUGGAUGGAGGGAGGAGCUUUCUCUCUGUCUUUUCUUUUCUCACUCGGGACGCGUAAAGCGGAGUGCGAGCUGGAGCGGAUCGGCACCAACCCGCAGAGUUCUGCAGAGGAGGGACGAUCCAGCGGGAGGAAGAGGAGGCAGAGGAGGAAGAGGAGCGGCCGGCCAGCAGCGGGGCUCCGCCGCGGUGGAUUUUCUGUUUGCGCCUGUUUGUGUUUUUUGCGGGGAAUGUGCGGCUCCUCCUCUGCGGCUCUCCAACUUUGUGACUCUGAGCUCUGAUGCGGAGACGCGGCGCGGAGGAUGGGAGAAAGCUGGACCUCCAGGUUCCUCACCGUCCUGCUGGCUCUUCACGUCGUUCCUGUGUUGCAGACGGUGCUGGUCGGUGCUGGCGAAUGCGACUCAGUGUUUAAAGGUUUCUCAAACUGCCUGAUUCGGUUGGGGGACAAAAUGGCCAACUAUCCCCAGGACCUGGACGACAGAGAGAGUCUGAACAAGAUCUGCACUUACUGGGAUAACUUCCAUUCCUGUGCCACGACGGCGCUGGCCGACUGCCAGGAGGGGGCGGCGGACCUCUGGGAGAAACUGAAAAAGGAAUCCCGCAACCUGAAUUUCCGUGGGAGUUUGUUUGAACUGUGUGGCGGCGGAAACGGCGCGCCCAGAUCCGGGGGCCUCGGCUUGCUGCUAACCGCCCUGCCCACCGUACUGACUUGGCUGGCGUUUUAACAGGAAGGAGAAGAAACACAAAGUUAAAGAAAUAAAACACAAGAAAAUACGUCCAACUGAUAAAAAAUCAUUAAGAAACAGUGACAGCUACUCCUCCAUCCUGAAAAACACGACGUCCAGGACUGAGUUUGCAUUCAUCAGAAGAAAACAGCAGAAUUGGAUUUUUGCGGCGCUACGGCAGCCCGGUUGGCCCUGAGGGAGAGCUCGUCCAAUCACACGCCACCUCACCCAGAGGUCAAUAACAUGAAAUAUUCAACACGCCAUUGACCUGAAAUUAAGACAAUGAUGAAAUUUUGAUGGAUAUUCGCCAACUUACAAUUGUGGAAUUA